Messenger RNA from Nerophis lumbriciformis (worm pipefish), 8780 nucleotides. RefSeq names its product amphoterin-induced protein 1-like. NCBI's taxonomy places the organism in Eukaryota, Metazoa, Chordata, Actinopteri, Syngnathiformes, Syngnathidae. The record is from RefSeq and is a predicted model, not a curated record. Gene Ontology annotation, cellular component: membrane. Gene Ontology annotation, molecular function: protein binding. Gene Ontology annotation, biological process: brain development.
UUCUCGCUGCGGCAGGGACCAGGAAGACGAGCGCUGGACGUGCUGGUCCACGAGUGGCUCCCAUGGGACUGGAGGCAAGAAGACGAGUAGAGAAGCAGCACAUAUGUGAUACACGCUGCAAGAAGCCCAUGCUAAAGCUCUAUAGAUGCCCCUCCAUUGGCACGAUGAAGAAAAAUCCGCUGACUCAGCUCUGCCUCGCUCUACUUCUCUCCCUGCCACCGGUCAGCGGGCAGCUGAUCAGUGGCCCGCUGGACUGUCGGAAACAGUGCGUGUGUGCCAGCGACAUCAUCAGCUGCUCCAGAGUCAAUCUCACCUACGUUCCCGUCCCGCUUCCAAAGUACACGUCCGUGUUGGACCUCAGCUUCAACGCCAUCGGCCGACUGCGAGCCGAGUGGACGCCCGUCCCACUGACGCGCCUCCGCACUCUGCUGCUUGCCCACAACAGCCUCAACUUCCUCUCCUCUGAGGCGUUCGCGCACGUGACCGAGGUGCGCUACCUGGACUUGUCUUCCAACGAGCUCCGCCAGCUGGACGAGUCAAUCUUCGGACCCCUGAAGAAGCUGGAAGUACUUUUGCUCUACAGGAACUUGAUCUCGCAAAUCGACCGCUCCGCCUUAUUGGACCUUGAAGGCCUGCAGAGGAUCUACUUGAGCCAGAACCAGAUCUCACGCUUCCCCUUGGAGCUGGUGAAGGAGCGAACCCGCGUGCAGAAUAUCACGGUGCUGGACGUCUCCUCCAACCGCAUCAAAACGCUGACGCCUCAGGAGCUUGGAGCUCUGCCCGCCUGGAUCGCCAACGGUCUGUACUUCCACGACAACCCGCUGCCGUGCAGCUGCGAUCUUUUCCAGCUGGUUGCACGUUGGCAGCUCAAAAGUCUCAGCUCCGUCGUGGACUUCAAGAGCGAGCACACUUGUGUCCUGGCUGGUACGCCCAAACAAAAGGUGCCCACGCUGGACCUGUACAAAGCCUACCUGAACUGCAGCCAGGUGAAGACUACGGACAGAGAAGCUUACCUGGAGCAGUCCUUGGUGCUGGACUGUGACACCAAGCAAAGGAACAUGGCAAAGAGCUGGACGCUGCCGGGAAACGCCACCGCUUUGACACUUCCGGACGGAAACCUUCAGCUGGGGCCGCUGAAGGAAGAUGACUCCGGCGUCUACACCUGCUACGCCACCAGCGACGUCCUCAACGAGACCUUGUACGUCACCGUGGUGGUCUUCAACGCUACGGUCGACGGCGGCAUGGAGAAUCUGAAGACGGCGUACACCACGCUCAUCGCCUGCUUGGUGAGCAUCGUGAUGGUUUUCAUCUACCUCUACCUCACGCCGUGUCAGGGAGCGUGCUGCCCGGUUCACGACCCUGAGAAGAACGACCCGACGGGCAGCCUACGCUCUUUUGUCGUCAGUAUCGCCCACGCCGACACGCAGACGGCGGCUGAACAGGGAGGCGGAGACUUGGCCAAGGACUUGAUGGAGCAGAACGGCAGGUUGAACCCCUUGAGUGAAACGAGGAGGACGUCUGUCAGCUCGGACACGCCGAUGAUGGUCUGAGAAGCAUUUCCUGUACUGGUGGUCUAAGAAAUACUUCCUGUAUAAAAGUACAACAGCAGCAACAGUAAGUACAGGAGAUCUUGUCAAGGGUUAACAUGACUACACAAGUAAAACUAGGAAGUACUUUCAAGUGGUCCUAUGGUCGUGACCAGAUUUGGUCAUUAGGGCGUUAGGGUUAGGGGUAUGAAAACUAAGAAAAGUAUGAAAAAGAACAUUCAUAUCAUCAUCUGUGUCAGUAGAACAUUUCAGCCUACAAGAAUUCCACUUCUAACUAGAGAAAACACGUUGCGGUAAGUUGUAGAUGUUUACGUUUUACCUGCGCGUAUGCUCUAAUUAGCGCUGUUAUAACGUCACAAGUGACUGGAAAAUGUGCAUCUUUUGUAGUAGUAGUGUCUAUCUCUCUCACACACACACACACGCACACAAACACCAACUAAGUACCAAGUAUCAUUAAAAUGUAGCUUCUAAAUAAAUUUGGAAGUUACUUGCAAGUUACUCAGUACUUGAUUAGCUUUUUCACUGAGUCAUAUUACUCUCUGACUUGGGUAAAAUGUUUGACUACUUUACUCAUUUCUAACAAUACAAAUAUAAUACAAAUAUUUUAUUUGAUUAAAUUAAGACUUUGUUCCAACAACCGUACAAUUUUUUAUUUACUACAAUAAUAUGGUGGAAACGUUUAAAUCAUUUAAUUCCAGUAGUUUUUUAAAUUCUAACAAUUCUAUGACUCUUCUCUUGCAAUAUUGAGAUGUAUUUUUUUAUUCUUAUGAGAAUAAUGUGUACAUUUUUUUGUCUACUCAUAGUUAGACAAGCAUUUUAUCCCCUAAAAUGUAUUUCAUUAUUUAUUGUUUGGAUGACUACUUUACAUUUUUACCUGAGUCAUAUUAGUCUAAAGCAGUCCUUCCGAAAUAGUGGGGCAGGACCCGAGGGGUGGGGCGCGGUGCGAUGCAGGAACAUGUUGUUGGUUUUUUUGGCGUACUAGAAUUUGACGAAGCGCAUGUAACGUUUGGCAUCACUCUGACUAUUGUUGGAGACGAGAAAAGAUCGGUGUGUUGUUUUCUUAAUGUUAUUAUGUGAUUCAAUGUUAUGCAGAGGCGUACUUAUUACAAUUUUAUAGUCUAGACAAAUUAUACUAUUUAUAGUCUCGGUGGAGAGUGCAGGAGGGCAAAAUAUUUUCUUCCUCCACAGGGGGGAGGACACAGAAAAUAAUUGAGAAGCACUGGUCUAAAGUAACAGUACUUUUCAAAAAAAUUGAUAAUAUAUAUGAUAAUAAUAUUGUGUUUAAUUUUAAAUAAUUGUCUUAAAGUAAUACUAUUUUAUAUACUGAAAUGUAUUUUUAAUAUGUUCAUUUUUUCUUGUCUACUCAUAGUCAGACAAGUGAUUUCCCACAAAAAAUAUUCUAUUAGUAAUAUCUGGAUAACUUUUUUUUAACUUUUACUUAAGUCAAGGUUUAUUUAAACAUCUCUGGCCAUGACCCUUCAGAAGAUCAAAUACAAUUUUUGUCUGCACAAACUACUGCUUAACAACGGGUUCAUCAGCGAAAACGAUGUCAACAUUCACAAGCCUCCCUUCUUUUUUUUCUUUUUUUUAACAUUUGUUUAUUAAUAUUCAGACACAUUUAAAUGACAUGUACAUCAAAUGCUGUCUUUUACGAACUUCCCUCCAUAAUUGCAUCCAGGAAGCCAUCUUUGCUCAGGGGACACAAAUGUGUGCGAGGACGUGAAACAUUUGUGCACAUUAGUGCCCAACCCUGAACAAACAUUCCAGUCGUCAUAGUAACAUAAUCAUUACCUAUAAACAGUGACAUAAUUAGUCAUUAUAAUCAGCAACAUUAUAGUGCAAGUCAAACAUUGCUGUAGAAGCAACUGGACAAACAUUUGUAUCAUAUCAUCCUGAGAACAUGCGUCCUCUGCAGGCAACUUGUGUGUUUUUGGGGGUUUGUUUGCAUAAAAGUUAACAAGGUUAUUUAAAAAAAAAUUUUUUAAAUGUGUAACUUAGACAAAAACAAUUAAAUAUUCACUGCAGAGCACGCUGGUUCUCAGAAAUCUAUGUCAGAUUGACCCUACCUUAAUUAAUGUGUCUUUGUUGUAAGUAGUAUUAGGGCUUCCCUGGGAGGAAAUUAAAAGUUAAAGUUAAAGUACCAAUGAUUGUCACACACACACGAGGUGUAGCGAAAUUAUUCUCUGCAUUUGACCCAUCAUCCUUGAUCACUGGGAGGUGAGGGGAGCAGUGAGCAGCAGCGGUGGCAGCGCCCGGGAAUCAUUUUUGGUGAUUUAACCCCCAAUUACAACCCUUGAUGCUGAGUGCCAAGCAGGGAGGUAAUGGGUCCCAUUUUUAUAGUCUUUGGUAUGACUCGGCCGGGGUUUGAACUCACAACCUACUGAUCUCAGGGCGGACACUCUAACCACAAGGCCACUGAUGAGCAUAAAAUUGUAAUUUGGUGUUGGGGGAAAAAAAUCAUCCGCAAUUCUUAUGAGACAAGAACACAUGUAUUUCUCUUUUCUGUGCCUUCUAAAUAGUGAAAAACUGCUAGUGCAAGUAAUGGGAAUUCAUCUAUUUCACCUAUGAAGAGCUCUAAAAAAAACAUCCAAAAAGAGCUAACAAUGUUUUGUAUACAUGCCGUGACCUGCAUAUUAACCUAGCCAUAGCAACAUUUCUAUUGUAGGAACUACUUUUCUGGCGUAGUAACACAGUGUCUCACUCCGGCCGCUAGCAAGAAGCAAUGCUAGCUAACUAGCUACAUGAGUCUCUUCUACUGCUGCCAACCAGGUAGACUUGACAGGUAUGCCUGGUUGGUCACGCCUAUAAGAACAGCUGAUAGACAACACGUCACAGUGAUCAGGUGACCCUUCUAAGAAUACUGUAGAUGACAGUCGAAACAUGUCAGGUAAAAAUUCUGUCUGAUUACAAGAAAAUGUGAAAAGUACAUGAAUAAGAAGACAUAAUGAACCUUUUAAGCAACUUAAAGAAUUACUCGGGUACGAAUGUGUUAAUAAUAAUAAUAAUAGAUUUUAUUUGUAAAAAAAGCACUUUAUAUUGAGUAAACAAUCUCAAAGUGCUACAGUGUAUUAAAAAAAUAAAUAAAUAAAUAAAAAAGAUAAUAAAGAAAUAAAUAAAAAUUAAAAACUAGAACAGCCAAAUAGCUACAGCUAUUAUACACAUCUAAAAAAGGCUUUUUUUAAAAAAAGAAAUGCUUUUAAGCCUUUUUUAAAAGCAUCUACAGUCUGUGGUGCCCUCAGGUGGUCAGGGAGAGCUUUCCACAGACUGGGAGCGGCGGAGCAGAAAGCCCGGUCUCCCAUUGUUCGUAGCUUUGUCCUCGGAGGUUGGAGGAGGUUAGCCUGUCCGGAGCGGAGGUGUCAUGCGGAGGAUUUGGGGUGAGUAGUUCUUUGAGGUAGAGGGGGGCGUUUCCAUGGAGGCACUGGUGGGUUAGCAGGGAGACCUUGAAUUCAAUCCUGAGUGGAACAGGAAGCCAGUGAAGGGAUUUGAGAAUAGGGGUGAUGUGGUCAUAUUUCCGCACUCUCAUCAGGAUCCUAGCAGCACUAUUCUGUAAGUACUGCAGCUUCUGGGUGUUCUUGCUGGGGAUCCUGACAAGAAGCGCGUUGCAGACGCAAAAGUCUUCCUCCGCUUGGAGAGACUUGAGAAAACACGAGCACGAUGCAAAAAAUAUGUACGAUUCAACCUCCAAUGUAGAGACGAGGACAUUACGGCAACAAGCCUCAACAUAAAAAACCCUAUGAAAACCAAAAACGCAGAAAAAAUCAUUAGCAUAGUACGAAAAUAACUACUGAAGGAAAGGGUACGGAUCACAGCGAACAAGAUUAACAGGAUCACAGAGCAAACAUAAGCGGAAAUGGACAACUUCAAGUAAAACUCCCCAACUGAACACGAUACAGACACAAACAAGUUAAUAGAAACACAUCUCAAACUCAUCUACGAACAAGAAUUCGCCAUAACCAAAGGAUGGCAGAUAAAUAAAUUAAAUAAGCUUAUCGACAGAAAAAGGAAAGAACAGCUGAUAGGCAACACGUCACAGUGGUCAGGUGACCCUGCUGAAGAAGACUGCGGAUCACAGUCGAAACAUGUCAGGUAAAAAUGUUGUCUUAUAUACCGAAAAUAUUGUCUAAUUACAAGAAAAUGUUAAAAGUUGUACUGCCAAUGUUUGACCCUUUAGAAGGCACAGAAAAGGAACAUAAGGAUUGUGAAUGAUAGACAAAAUUCCAAGAAAGUGCAGUUUUCCUUUAAUGAGGUGGCCACACACUAAUUAAAUUGAUUUCAAUUCAUUUCAAUGGGCAAAGUGGUUUCGCAAUACAAGAUUUUCAAAGGCACGAGUUGCGUGACAUAAACUUUUCAUAAGAUUACCUUUUUUAUCCGAUUCGGUUUCCAACAAAGAUUUGCGCCAAAAUUUUACCAGGAUUGUUGUACACCGUCUUCCACCUGGACUGUUCAGAUCGUCUUAAAAGACGUUUCGGCUCUCGUCUGAGCAGGCUUCACCAGUUCAGGCUGUCAGACACAGAUAAAACAGCUCUAGUCUGCAGGAUGGUGACGGAUCCAAAGUAUUUAUCCUUUUUCCGGAGGGGUAGAACCACUCUGGAUCCAGCACCGUGCGCUCAGACUAGACCGGUUUUAAUUAAUCGAUUUAAUGCCCUGACAAUUAAAAUAUACUUUAUUCUAUUUUAAAACAUCCCCCUCAUAACAUUACAUCUUAAUUCCGUCAUUGUUUUACCUUUUUAUCCGUGGAUGCGGCCCCUAAGGCUCCUUUUAUAGCUUGCUGCUUAGCUUGAUUUAAAUCUUUGAAUGGUAAUUACGCUCUCACUUUAUCACAAUAGAGAAACCUUAUGUGAAAUUGUGCCUCUGCUGAAUUCAAUAUUAGGACGCGAAAACAGGAAUAAUGUAAAUAACCAGGUCUAAAUUCCAAACCUCAGUUUUUAUUAUCAUUAUAGCCAAUAGAAGCAUGGUGUCAUGGGUAUUUGUAGCGAUACUACUGCGGAGUGUCUUUAACACUGAUUUAACGCCUGGAAUGCGAAGCGACCUUGUGGCUAAGGCUAGAGAUUCUGCUUGUACACGGUAAAUAAAAGCUUGGCAAGUGUAGCACAUUGAAUAUUCAAGGGGUCACUUGAAGGAGAGGAGCUCAACACUGUGGUCUUUUUCUCUGGAGGAAAAUACUGUUGUUCACUUCAGACCUCGGCUCGACUGUCAACUGCCACAAUUAUGCCGUGAGCAGUGCCAGAUAUUCAAUCUAUGCUAUAAUUAAGCCAAAGAAAAUUAAAAUGCAAAAUAUGCAUAUACUGCAUGUGUGUAUGAACAUGUUCUUGUCUUGCAUAUCGUCCUUGAUGUUCACUUCCUGUGUGGCCCCGUGUCCCAAUACUUUUGUCCAUAUCCUCCUGAGUGCCAGCGUCCUCUACAGUGGACAUUUGUGUUUUGAGCUGUUUUUAUUCUGAAAUGCGGAACUCUGACGAAGGAGUAGAGUAAUCCCUCGUAUAUCGCUGUUAAUUGGUCUCGGGCCUGGUCGUGGUGAGCAGAACUAUGGAUAAUAAAUUGAAUAUUUUCAUAGCCAAAGCAUAAAAAAUCUGUUUAUGUCCUUCUACAGUAAAUCAGAUGAUCAGAAUCAGCUUUAUUGGCCAAGUACAUUCAACACACAAGGAAUUUGAGUUGGUAGUCUGUGCUCUUUGUUUUAUAUAUUAACGAUGAAAAGGUAAAGAAGUACUUAAAUAACUAAUAUGUGCAAGGCUAACAAAAUAAUAGUGCAGUGGCGAAUAGAGCAAAGAGCAGAAAAGAUUAAGUAAACAUGAGUUAAAGUUAAAGUACCCAUGAUUGUCACACACACACACUGAGUGUGGCAAAAUUAUUCUCUGCAUUUGACCCAUCGCCCUUGAUCACCCCCUGGGAGGUGAGGGGAGCAGUGAGCAGCAGCGGUGGAGGGAGUACCAAUGCUAACUCUAACAUUAUGGGAGCCCUUCCAACAUGAAAUAACACACCCACUAAGUCACUUUUACACUCUUUUAAUCUAAUAUAGCAAUUGGGACUGUGUAUUUUCCAUAUUUGAAUCGAUACGAGUACUUUUGUGUGUGUUCAAAUGUGUGAAUAAAUGUUAACAAUUUAAAAAAAUAUGUUUUUAAUUCAACACUGAGCUGUGCAGUCCACUGAAUGUCAUGUGCAAGUAUUAGUCAAAUUUGCACGCAUACGUUAGAUGGCAGUAGUGUUUUGACUACGAAAUGUUGCCUUAGUCAGGAAGUAGUCUAUGCCGUUAAGCUGAAUAGGCCAGUCUUUUCUUUUGUUGAGUAAUGCACUAAAUACUGUACUUACUUCGCACCAGCUGUUUGUAACGUGCAUCUCAGAGGUGUUAAAAUCGCCAUGUAAAAUCGCUAAUGUCUAUGGUAUAGUCAAUGUGAAUUAGCAUCAAGCUAGCUCAUUUUAAAAAGUGGAGCCUUGAAAGCCUUUUAAGCGACUUCUUCUUGCUUUGUUGGUAUGGAAAAUUGUAAGGAAGGCUGUCCAGCGGAGUGCGCUCUGAGGGCUUGUUUCCCGACCAAGUGCUUGAGCCGAGUGCUAGGUCACCAGACGUGACGUCACAUACAACUUUUAAGUAUUAAAAUAUGGCACCGUUUGAUUGUAUGUGAAUCGGUACCAGACUAGGCUUUGGUACCAGACUAGGCUUUGGUACCAUCCCAAGAGUAAAGUUGUCUUAUGCAGAGUCCUUCACUGGCCACGAUACUAAAUGUAAACGUCACGCUCUGAUUGGUUUAGUCUCACAUAGUGGCAAAUAACACUGUAGUAUUGAUCUUUUUAGUUAAUUUAGUCAUUUAUAUUUAGGCAAAAAAUACCUAAGAAUAUGCUUAAACUCAAACACUGCCCACUGGACUGGACGCUGAUUCUCAGGAGGAUCUGUGCUAAACUAUAAGAAAACAUGACAUUCCUUUUAGAUCAUUGCUGACAAUUUCAGCAAAGCUGCCCUUCUGUAAGUGUCUGUGUUUGUGUGUGUGUAUGUUUGUAGUGCAAAUACUAUUAAACUUGUAUCUGCUAAGUGGAAGUGUGCUGGCUGCUCCUACUGUGUUACACUGAUACAAACUCUGCAUUAGAGUGAAAUGUGAGAUGGCUGAUGUGAUCUUUAUCGUGUCAGACAAACAUCUAUUCCACUUGUCUAUGUCUGAUGUGUGCUCUUUCUGUCCAUGGUAUACUUGAUAUUGGUCUAAAGCAAUGUAAAGUACUGCAGUAAUAAUAAAGUACUAUACAAAUUAA